AAAAGUCAUCCCUUGAAAGGAGGUCGUGGUUCAGCAAGUUUGGUUUCAAAAUGCAAAUUAUGUAGCAGAGAAAAUUCAAUAGAUAUUUUGAAAGACACAAUAAAAUCCUAUGACAUUGAGGAUAACAACCAGAUGAAAACAAUUGUAGGGUUUGAGUGCCGAGGAAUGGAACCUGUUGAUUUCUCACCCAGGGUUGGGUUUGUUUGUUCUGGUGUUGAAUCAUCAUCUACUUUCCAAGUGGACUUGACGGAAAAGGAAUGGGUAGACUAUGAUGAGAAUCCACAGGAGUCUGUUGGUGUAUACGAAGUGGAGUGGAAAUUUGUCAAAUUAUAGAUUUUAGUAUUAAAAUAACAUAGCAAAAUUAUAAAUUUGUGAACAAGAUUUAUGUAUUAUAUAAUAUAAUGGCUAAAGCUAUUAUAUCUGAACUUAAGUGGAAUGUUGUCCUUCUUAAAAAUUUCUAAUAAAAUAGAGAAAGACAAAAUGUA
Messenger RNA from Anneissia japonica, 485 nucleotides. Its product is annotated as CXXC motif containing zinc binding protein-like. The annotation marks the transcript as partial. Lineage: Eukaryota; Metazoa; Echinodermata; Crinoidea; Comatulida; Comatulidae. Gene Ontology annotation, molecular function: zinc ion binding. The transcript has 4 exons. The record is from RefSeq and is a predicted model, not a curated record.